Molecule: messenger RNA, 4140 nt
Organism: Tetrapisispora phaffii CBS 4417
Lineage: Eukaryota; Fungi; Ascomycota; Saccharomycetes; Saccharomycetales; Saccharomycetaceae
Gene: BUD4
Product: Bud4p
Exons: 1
Coding region: 1-4140 (1379 amino acids)
Biological process (GO): axial cellular bud site selection; protein localization to bud neck
Cellular component (GO): cellular bud neck contractile ring
Molecular function (GO): GTP binding
Source: RefSeq, a predicted model, not a curated record
AUGGAUGCCAAUGAUGUCACUGAUGCUAUGGAUUCCUUAUUGAAGGAAAUCGACAAUGAAAUGGAAAAUACAAUCGAUGAAUUAUCUUUUAGUACUGUUAAUAAUGAAUUAAACAUGCACGAAUUUUCAAUGCCACUGAAUGAAAUUGGUGAUGAUACUAUGGACAUGCUUGUAAAACAUAAUACACUCUCAAAUAUCAAAAAUGUAUUAAUAGAUGUCAACGAUGGAGACGAUAAAACUUCGACAUUCGAAAGUAAGAAACCAAUGGUUUUAGUAUAUACAAAUAAUAAGAGAAAAAGUAUAUCGUUCGAAGAUGAAAUAGAAGAAUUAGAAAUCCAAAAUAAUGAUGAAAGUUCCGAAGAGCUUUUGAUCGAUAUGUCUGUUGAUAAUAGUAGUAAAUUGCCUUUUAUAAACACAGUAGAUAUCAACCAAUUCGCUUCAAAAAAAGAUAAUGCAAAUGCAACCCUAAAUGAAGAGGUAAAUAAGGUUCUGAUAGACACCUCAUUAGAUGAUAGCGAAAUUUCACAAUUGAAUACCACAAUAGAAAAUGAUCAAAUCAGUUUGGUGGCUGGUUCAUUAAGUCAAAUUUACAAUGAUGAAAACAAAACAUAUGAUAAAGAUCAAAGAGUCAAUAAUCAAGUUUUCUCAGCCGAACUAAAUUCAAAAGGUCACGAAGAUAAUUCAAAUGUGGGAAAUAAUAAUAUAAGAACUGAACAAAUAGAUAAUGAGUCUGAAAAUGAGAAAAGCGAAUUAGAUAAAGACAUUACGGAGGCUGCAGCUGAUUUCGAACCAAUAAUGGAAGCACACACAAAAGAAACAGAAGUUCAAGAAGUAAGUUCUAUAAAAGGGAUUCAAGAUGCUUCUUCUUUGUCAAGCGAAUCUAUCGGUGAUUUAGAUAUCGCUACUAUUCCAAAAGAUGAAUUAGAACUAAAAGAUAUGAACUUAGACAAGAGUCUCAAUAUACAAGAUGAAGAAUUAGAAAAUUUAUCGGAACAGGAGGAUUCUAUAAAUGAACCUGAAAGUAUGGACGAAAAUUUAGAAUUACCUUCUGAGAGCAACAAAAUUGAAACCAGAGAAAUGCAAGACUCAGAAGCAGUUCCUCGAAUUAAUGAUGUCACUGAACAGAAUUCUUCUAUUAUUUUAGAGAAAGAUAAUGGUGUGUUAAAAGCAGAAAAUAAAGCAGAUUUGAUAAGUCAGAAAUCUGUAUCUGACCAUGAACUUGAGUCUAAUAUUGAUAACAAUCAAACUUCGAUUGAUUAUGGUACUGCCAUUGAGGGAAAACUUACCGAUAUUGAAAGCAAUAUUAACCCAAUUGAGAGCAAACCUGGUUUAAAACAAGGUACUGAUGAAGAAAUACUGGACUCAAAUAUGUCUGAUGUUAACGCUGAUAUUAACUCAAGUGAGAGUGAAUUUAUACUUAAGGAAAAAUCAACUUCUACGGCAUCUAUUGCCAGGACCUCUACGUUGACUAAAGAUGAGGAGAUUAGAGGCUCAGUAGAAAGUGAAAAACCAACUAUCAAGGAAACAAGAAUGCUAAACAAUUACGGUAUUGCCGCUGAAACUUCUAAUUUAGUUGAUGAACCUGAGAUAACUAUUGAUGAAGGUAAGCCUUCUUCAACAAAGACUAGUAAUGAAAGCAAUCCAAAUAUCUCAUAUAAUGAGGAAAGUCAUGAAAAUAUAAUUUCAAAAUUACCAGAAUUACCAAAGAUAGAAAAGAUGUUUGUAGAAGAUACGUUUACAGACUUAUUUGAAACGUCAAAUACUUCUGUAGAUAUGGACAAUGUCAUAAGUUCAAACGAUUAUCUGUCAAUAUGGCAUCUACAAGAAGACACUUUGAAAGUGAAACCAUCUCCUGCAACUGACGCAAACUCACAGUUUUCUUCAAGAACCCCAUCAUCUGGUAGCAGUGUCCAAAGUUCAGCCGCCUCACGUCAAUCAAGUUCUACCUUCAAAUAUAAACCACGUCUUGUUAGUAGAAGCAGAAUUUAUAAUCCAGAAAGCAGACAAAGCAGUUUCAAGUUGGAAGAGGAGAUGUUUAUCGCUAAUUUAUCUGGUUCAUUAGAUCCGGUUAGGAGAAAAGUUAGUAAUUCAAGAGUCCUUCAAAAUAAAAUGAAACAAAAUAGAAAAAGUUAUGACACAUCUCAUUCUAGAGCUUUGUCAUACAGUGAUGUUGAAACAUUUAAAACUGCUAAUGAAACAGCUAACGAUGUCUUACAUUAUGAUAAUUUAUUGCCUGGAGCUUUCGUUAAUGAAUAUACUACUAAUAAUAGCGAACAUUUGAUAUUCGAAGAAUCUAUCACUCCUAAUAAAAUUAAUGACACCUACAUGGUAUUAGGAAACAGUUUUGAUUUUUUGCCUGCUAUAUUAGAUGAAAAGAUUAAUGACGGUGACGACUCUAACAAUUCAGACUCCAACUCUGUAUAUCAGUCAUCGCUGCUAGAUGUUUAUGAAAUGAAUAAAACGAGUAAUAAUAAAUACGGACUCUGGGAAAGCGAAUAUGAUAUAAAGAGUCAAAUUUCUCAUGAUCAUAAAUCGCUAUCAAGUGAGAUGUUAUCAAAAAUACUAUCUACUGCUUCUAAUAGAGUUGUUAGCCAAGUUACAACCGAAAAAACAGUUAAAAGAGCUCUUGAAAAUAAUAUUCACGUUAACCAUGGAAUAAACACAUUUGGUAUUGAUGUUGAUGUAAGCGGUGAACAGACUGAAACGUUAAGUAUCGACGAGGAUGAGAUAAACCAUAUAUUGGAAGCUAGAACUGUUUCUGUGGCCGAAUUAAAAGCAGCAUCAGGCAAGCCUACCAAUUCCAACGAUAUUCUGACCUCUAUGCAUAUCGGCAGUCCUUUUAAAGUUAUAAAAACUGGUAAGUUUCAAAGUUUUAAUGAAGUUCAAAAUAAACCUGACUUGCAUAUUUUAACUGAAAAAUUGAAGCAUGUUGAGCAAGACAAUGAGAAAAUUCAAGAGCCACUUCAAUUGGAAAAGCCAAAAGACAUAGAACUUGUUGAUAACUCUCCAGGUAGACAUCCAAAGGAAGCUGUCCAGCAGAAAGCACAACUAAGUGAUUUAGGGAGUGCUUACAUUACACUGAAAGAUAUUUCUGUUCUUAACUUACCAGGUAUUAAACAUCAUCAAGCAACAUAUUGUAUUGAAUUUGACAAUGGUAUAAAUGUCAUUAAGACUAAGUGGCAAGAAAUGUCAGUAACUGGUAAGAUGCAAUUAAGUGAGAACUUCGAAAGCAUCGUUAAACAAUUAGGUACGAAUAUCAUUCUAACAUUGAAAUUGAAAUACAAAAAGCCUGAAUUCGAGAUUGCUGAGGUUACUCAAAAAGUUCCUGUCAAUAAGAAGAGUCUAUUUGGUAAGAAAUCAUAUACGUAUGAGAAGAAGUAUAUUCAAAGACCUACAAAGGUACACGAUGAAUGGGACUCCUUAGUUGCUACCGAUGGCUCCUAUGGUAAAGCUGAAAUUAAAAUAGAUGAAGAAUUAUUAGAAAAAGUGAAAUUUAGCAGGCACAUUCUUUCAUUUGAUCUAAUUAACGAAUGGAGUAAGAAAGCUUCAAAGGCUCACAAUUCUUCAGCUAAUGCAACGAGAUUACCAGCUUACAAAGUAGGUAAAAUCAGUCUUGAUAUCUGUUAUCUUGAAAGGGUUGAUAAUUUAGAAAAAUUCCCAACUUCACUUGAGAAAUGCAACAAAAUCGUUUCUAAAUACCAAGAGCAACAAUUAAUUACAAAAGAAGGUUACUUAUUACAAGAAGGUGGAGAUGUUGCGAAUGUUUUAACAAGGAGAUACUUUAAAUUACGCGGUAGUUCGUUAAUAGGGUAUCAUGUUGCUUCGAUGCAACCCGUGGUCACUAUCAAUCUAUUAAAUGUGAAAUCGAUUUUAAAUGGCAACGAAAGCGUUACGAACGGGAAUGGUCAACAUGAUAAAGGUGAUGAAGCAAAUAUUAAGAGGAAUUUCACAGAUCAAAUUUUAUUCAGUGGCUCAAUUCAAAUUGUGUUCAAUGAUGAUGAAGUUAUUAAUUUGAAUACCGAUACAUCUUCAGUUGAUAAAGACGACUGGUUUAUGAAGUUCCAAAGGGCAAUUGAAUUAAAUAUUUGCCAUCAACCUUGGGUGAAGAAGUAUUAUCAAAAAAACUAUGAACAAAAAUGA